Messenger RNA from Protopolystoma xenopodis, 428 nucleotides. The record is from the annotation of a GenBank genome assembly. Lineage: Eukaryota; Metazoa; Platyhelminthes; Monogenea; Polystomatidea; Polystomatidae.
UUGGCAACCUCAGUUUUUUCGAAGAGCUCGAUAGUCUUUCCCAGGAACUCUGCACUACCAUUGAUCACUGUAAUUUUGCCGCCCUGAGCUUUUCCGAAUCAGCUUCUCUCAAUUUUUUAAAGCUAGCUGCUCCUGCUAUGCGUUCGUGUUCUUGUCUAGUAGCUCACUUUACCCGAGUUCACAUCAACCUUAGGCGUCGUUGGGCCAUUCGUCGGAUUGAAGCUUGUCUCGCGGACUCCAAUCUGCAGCUUUACGCUGACUACCAGGCUAGAUUGAAAAUUCUUGAACAGCUAAAGUUUCUUGACAGUUCAGUCGGAGAUUAUUGCCUUACUUUGAAAGGUAUUAUUAAUUUAUCACUGCUUUUAUACCAAUAUUAUGGACUGCUUGAAGGUCAUAUUAUUCUAGCCUACAUUUUGAUAAAUUUAUGA